UCGCCCCGGGGCCGCCCCCUCCCCUCUCCCCCACCCGGGCGGGGGCGCGCGAGAAGUGGUGACGUCAAGGGGCGCGCGGUGGCAGCACCUCCCCGCGCGCUAGUUAAAAAGAAGAAGAAAAGAGGGAGCGAAACAUGAGAGGCUGUGUGAGAAGCUGCAGCCGCCGGCAGAGGAGACCUCAGCAUCAUCUAGAGCCCAGCGCUGGCCCUGCCUCCGCCUGCCCCGCCGCCACCGCCGACGUUUCUGUUCCUGCUACUGUCUCACCUAAACAACUCCCGUUACACGGACAAGUGAACUUCUGUGGCCGUCUCCUCUUCUUCCUCCUCCUUUUCCAACUCCUUCUCCUCCCACGUCCCAGCUGCAGCGGAAAGCCCCUAACCCAACUGACACUGGCACAGCCGCAAACGGUGUCAUCUGCACAACUUUAUCUCGCUCCUCCGGUUUCCCUGAGGCAUUGGACCCGUCGCCUCGACUUUUCUUUUUUGCAAAGUUGCAUCGCUUUACGUAUUUUCGCCCCGGCCACUUUCCUCAGCCUCUCCAGUGUCCCGCCGCCCCGUAGCCUCCUCCUGGAGCUGCGCCCUAGUGCCUCUGCUGGGCAGUGGCGUUACCCCCCACCCUCGCGCGCCCAGCCCCUGCCGCUCACGGCAGACGAUGCUGAAGAUGCUCUCCUUUAAGCUGCUACUGCUGGCCGUGGCUCUGGGCUUCUUUGAAGGAGAUGCUAAGUUUGGGGAAAGGAGCGACGGGAGCGGAGCCAGAAGGAGAAGGUGCCUGAAUGGGAACCCCCCGAAGCGCCUGAAAAGGAGAGACAGGCGGAUGAUGUCCCAGCUGGAGCUGCUGAAUGGGGGAGAGAUGCUGUGCGGUGGCUUCUACCCUCGGCUGUCCUGCUGCUUGCGGAGUGACAGCCCGGGGCUGGGGCGCCUGGAGAACAAGAUAUUUUCUGUGACCAACAACACAGAAUGUGGGAAGCUACUGGAGGAAAUCAAAUGUGCACUUUGCUCUCCACAUUCUCAGAGCCUGUUUCACUCACCUGAAAGAGAAGUCUUGGAAAGAGAUCUAGUACUUCCCCUGCUCUGCAAAGACUAUUGCAAAGAAUUCUUUUAUACUUGCCGAGGCCAUAUUCCAGGUUUUCUUCAAACAACGGCGGAUGAGUUUUGCUUUUACUAUGCAAGAAAAGAUGGUGGGUUGUGCUUUCCAGAUUUUCCAAGAAAACAAGUCAGGGGACCAGCAUCUAACUACUUGGACCAGAUGGAAGAAUAUGACAAAGUGGAAGAGAUAAGCAGAAAGCACAAACACAACUGCUUCUGCGUUCAGGAGGUUGUGAGCGGGCUGCGGCAGCCUGUGGGCGCCCUGCACAGUGGGGAUGGCUCCCACCGCCUCUUCAUUCUGGAAAAAGAAGGUUAUGUGAAGAUUCUCACCCCCGAAGGAGAAAUAUUCAAGGAGCCUUAUUUGGACAUUCACAAACUUGUUCAAAGUGGAAUAAAGGGAGGAGAUGAAAGAGGACUGCUAAGCCUUGCAUUCCAUCCCAAUUACAAGAAAAAUGGAAAGCUGUAUGUGUCUUAUACCACCAACCAAGAACGGUGGGCUAUCGGGCCUCAUGACCACAUUCUUAGAGUCGUGGAAUACACAGUGUCCAGGAAAAAUCCCCAUCAAGUUGAUUUGAGAACAGCCAGAGUGUUUCUGGAAGUCGCAGAGCUGCACCGAAAGCAUCUGGGAGGACAACUGCUCUUUGGUCCUGACGGCUUUCUGUAUAUCAUCCUCGGAGACGGGAUGAUCACGCUGGACGACAUGGAAGAAAUGGAUGGGUUGAGUGAUUUCACAGGCUCGGUACUACGGCUGGACGUGGACACAGAUGUGUGCAGUGUGCCUUAUUCCAUACCAAGGAGCAACCCGCACUUCAACAGCACCAACCAGCCCCCAGAAGUGUUUGCCCACGGACUCCACGAUCCAGGCAGAUGCGCUGUGGAUCGACAUCCCAUGGAUAUAAACAUCAAUUUAACAAUACUUUGUUCAGACUCCAAUGGAAAAAACAGAUCGUCAGCCAGAAUCCUACAGAUAAUAAAGGGGAAAGAUUAUGAAAGUGAACCAUCGCUUUUAGAAUUCAAGCCGUUCAGUAAUGGUCCUUUGGUUGGUGGAUUCGUUUACAGAGGCUGCCAGUCUGAAAGACUGUAUGGAAGCUAUGUUUUUGGAGAUCGUAAUGGAAAUUUCUUAACUCUCCAGCAAAGUCCAGUGACCAAGCAAUGGCAAGAGAAACCACUCUGUCUUGGCACCAGUGGCUCCUGUCGAGGCUACUUUUCCGGUCACAUCUUGGGAUUUGGAGAAGAUGAAUUAGGUGAAGUUUACAUUUUAUCAAGCAGUAAAAGUAUGACCCAGACUCACAACGGGAAACUCUACAAGAUUGUAGAUCCAAAAAGACCUGUAAUGCCCGCGGAAUGCAGAGCCUCCAUACAACCUGCGCAGACCCUGAACUCAGAGUGCUCCCGGCUCUGUCGCAACGGCUACUGCACCCCCACAGGGACCUGCUGCUGCAGUCCAGGCUGGGAGGGGGACUUUUGCAGAAUCGCAAAAUGUGAGCCAGCGUGUCGUCAUGGAGGUGUCUGUGUUAGACCCAACAAGUGCCUCUGUAAGAAAGGAUAUCUUGGUCCUCAGUGUGAACAAGUGGACAGAAACAUCCGCAGAGUGGCCAGGGCAGGUAUUCUUGAUCAGAUCAUUGACAUGACAUCUUACUUACUGGAUCUAACAAGUUACAUUGUAUAGUUUCUGGGACUGUUUGAAUAUUCUUUUCCAGUGGGCAUUUAUUUUUCAUCCUGUCAUUAAAAAGAAAGACUGCUAUCCUGCUA
This is a messenger RNA of Marmota flaviventris (yellow-bellied marmot), 2837 nucleotides long. It is a transcript of the gene Hhip, whose product is annotated as hedgehog interacting protein. The record is from RefSeq and is a predicted model, not a curated record. Lineage: Eukaryota; Metazoa; Chordata; Mammalia; Rodentia; Sciuridae.